CUGGUGUUCUAAAGAUAGGUACUCAGUUGCCACUGCCUAACAGACGAAUUGCAUCUCACUGAUAAAAUCAAAUAUGGAAUUGUCAGAGGUCACCACAAUGAUUCCUUCGCCAGACCCGUACCACUUUCCUUCUCAUCUGGAGACCUUCACCAGGAUGGAUCAACUGUUUGUCUUCAGAGAAGUAACUAUGGAAGAACGUAUUGCAGAAGGUUUCUUUGGAAUAAAGCCUAUCAAGAAAUAUAAUGUGAAGGAUGAAACUGGAAACAAGGUUUUCAGUAUUCUUGAAGACAGUGAGCGCUAUGCCAGGAAAAUGUAUGGUAGUGGACGUUCCUUCAUAAUGAAGAUAACUGACCAAUCAAAUCAAGAGGUCAUCAGACUGGUGCACCCGUCUGUUUGCUGCUAUAUCAACCAUGAGCUGGAAGUUCAGUCUCCACCGGGCACUCCCAUUGGAUAUGUUCGACAAAACUUGCAUGCUUGCCUACCUAAAUUCACUGUUGAGAAUGAACGAGGUGAACCAGAAUUCAAGAUUGAGGGCCCAUGUGUAGGUUGUACCUGCUGCUCGGAUCAAAACUUUGAGCUGGUGUCUUUGAAUGGGGCAGCAGUAGACCAGUCAUUUGGCAAGAUCUUCAAACCUUUCUCAUGUAGUAGACCAAAUGCAGUUGCAGAUUUUGUGUUGAGGUUUCCAGGGAACCUGGACGUCAAAAUGAAAGCUACUGUACUGGGAGCCUGCAUGCUUAUUGAUUGCAUAUAUUACGAACUGUUAAAAUAAAUGGAAAAUUAGGCCUUCUUUAGAGAGAAGAAAGGACGAAAUACAUAUGUCUGACUGAUUGCCAAAACAUCCCCCAAUAAAAGCAGAAGAGACAAGAAUUAAAGUUACAUUUGACCAAUCUUUUUUUUUUUUUUUUUUU
Messenger RNA from Labeo rohita (rohu), 908 nucleotides. Its product is annotated as phospholipid scramblase 1. Bases 74 to 769 code for a protein of 231 amino acids. Gene Ontology annotation, cellular component: plasma membrane. The record is from RefSeq and is a predicted model, not a curated record. Gene Ontology annotation, molecular function: phospholipid scramblase activity. The transcript is spliced from 9 exons. Lineage: Eukaryota; Metazoa; Chordata; Actinopteri; Cypriniformes; Cyprinidae. Gene Ontology annotation, biological process: plasma membrane phospholipid scrambling.